Molecule: messenger RNA, 3226 nt
Organism: Tuber aestivum (summer truffle)
Lineage: Eukaryota; Fungi; Ascomycota; Pezizomycetes; Pezizales; Tuberaceae
Source: the annotation of a GenBank genome assembly
GCCAACCUCCCGUCCCACCCACCCAGUCUUUUGUCGUGACCUUUCCUUCCUCCACCACUUGCCGAAAAAAAAUUCAUUACAUUGAUGCAAAUCGUAUAAUUCUUUCUUUCUUCCCCGCUUUUACCUUUUUCCCUUCCCAUCAAUCGCUCUGUUGCUGCCAUCCGGAGGGGGUGGUGGUAACUGCCCACUUUUCUCUCGACCGUCCGGAGCGGUUCGCGCUGCCCAAUUUCGCGUGAACUCCCCUCCAGAGGCCAUCCUGUCUCUCCCUUUCCAUGGCAUCCGUCUCCGUCCAUCCUCCAUCGCCCGUAGCAAUGUCACGGAGGGCACCGCUGACAACUCUACCGAACGCGGUAAACUCUCCAUACCAUAGCGUCACGGCCGCGGCAGCGAAACGUCAGCGAACACAACGUGACCUGUCGUACGGUCAAUCGACCACCGUCAACAAGGACCAAAUUGCCGAAAUCACCCUAAGAGCACCUGCUCGGGCCUCCAAUACCGAACCCAGGACUGCUCCAAUUCGCAAGAGGGCCCAUGGUCGGUCUACGGCGGGUGGUGACCCACCAGCCUUUAAUGGCGCUAGCCAUGCUCAAGCCCAGCGAAGGAGUGCUGGGAGAGGCACUGAGCAGAACAAUAUCGACAGCGUACGCGCUUGGCAGAGGCAUUAUAAGAAGGUGUUUCCGGAUUACGUUUUCUACUUCGAGAAUAUCCCUGAGGACGUCGCGCAGAAGUGUCAAAAACAACUCUCGCACCUUGGAGCGGUAUGUGUGUGACUUCUGUCCGUCAUCGGGGAUGGGACUCUCCAUGUUGGCACCCGCCUAGCUUUUUGCAAAUAUUGACGCGUUUAUAGAGGCUUGAAGUUUUCUUCUCCAGCUCGGUUACCCAUGUCGUUACAACAAGAGCGAUCCCUCCAGAGGGUGCUACCAUGGCACAAGCGGGCUCGAAAAGCCAGGCUACGACCAUCAAUCCCUCUUUGCUAGAUGGCGGCGUACCAAAGACGGAGUUUACCUUCAAGGCACCCACACCCAAUCGAAAGUAUUCAACUUCUAAAAAGUAAGUUGCUCGCUUGCUAUCCUGAUAUAUGUAUAUAUCCUAGAUACUGAUCUCGUCAUCCAGCUCUCAGGAAGACCCGCGUGGAAUAGCCAGGCAGGCUUAUUGCGAUAUAUUGCUGAAGGCUAGGGAAUACCGGAUGAAGAUAUGGGCUCUGGAGAAAUUUCAACGGAUGAUGAAUGUUAUGUUUGACGUGACAUCAACCACUGCCACCGCUACUCAAGCUCGGGAGAUCAGCCAUGCAACACACGUCGGCGCCCCCAACGUGGACCUCACUCAUGUGUUACGAAACGAGAGACUUCAUGGACCUACAGAUCGUGAUCCGAACGCGGCAACCACAGAUCUUGUUUACUUCAAGGGGCAUUUUAUAUAUGUUCAUGACAUGAUGGGCCUUAACCGCCCAAUCAUGGUUAGGGAGUACGCAAAGGUUGCGAAGCGUGAAUGUGGGAGCUGGCCGCAGUUUCGAAGCGUUAGUGGUGGGAAAUGUCCAUUCAUUGAGGAAGCCGUUCAUCAGAAAAGGGAGAAGGAGCGGGAGCGGCAGAUCGAGAAGAUGGAGCGCACAAGACAGAAAGAGCUCGAGAUAUUGAGGGGGCGGGCCGCGAAGUCUAAUGCUCGCGAGGAGUUGGUGAAAAAGGCUGACCGAAAUGCACUUGUUGAGAUGAACAACAGUGAGCGCCGGUUGAAUCGUAGUGGGGUUAUUGGCAAAGACGGAUUAUUCCAGGUUCCACCCAUUAUACCCGCUAAGCGCUCAAACGUCCACUCCACCAACGAAGUCGCCUUUACUUCCGCAUAUCCAGACAAGAACCGUUGUGGAGAACCAGUAGCUUCUGGAGUUCAACCAUCUAACAUUACUUCUGCCAUUCGCUCGCAGAUGAUUUCUUCUAUUGCCGAUCAACCUGGUCGACGGGCAGGAACUUCUAAAACUAUGAUUGAGCUUAACCGCAAAGUCCUUGUGGGAAAUAACAAAGGGGUUCCGGCUUCACAGCGUAUGAUGGAUUUGCCCCACGCUGCUGCGAAUAACCAGAACUUGGCUGGAGGAGGUAUAGAUAAAAGGCGAAGACCCGGCCUGGACCGGAGGACAGUGAUCCGAGAGGAUCGAAGUGAACAGGAGAGGAGGUUAAAGGCGAAAGCGAAGAGCAGUAAGGCUGCUCCUAAGAGAGAAUGUCGUCCUGGAUAUUGCGAGAAUUGCCGGGAGAAGUUUGAGGAUUUCGAGGAGGUAUGUUAAUUCUCGUGUUGGUUCGUUUGUAUAUCGCACGCCGUGCUGACACUUUUGAUCUCCAGCAUACCUUCUCUCGCCGUCAUCGCAAGUUCGCAGCCAAUGACGACAACUGGGCUGAGCUCGAUGAUCUACUCUCUGAGCUAAAGAGGCCGCUCAAGUCUUCUGCCAGACGUGGAUAAUAGUACCUUAUUCCCUACCUUGUGUGUCUGUAACUUAAUUCUUAGUGUCCUUGAUAUCAAUUGUAUGGUCACACUUUCCCCUGUAUUCACUUUUUUUUUCUUUUUUCUUCUUUUCUCACUUUUCUUUUUUGCCUGAACGCUCUACUGUUUAUUACUGUUUUCGGCUGCUUUCAAUAGCCCUUGUUUCCUAUAUCCCAAAUCCCAGGUUCUAUCAUUUUUUCUUCUUUUAAGCUUCUCUUCCCCCUUUUCUUCAUCCUCGCUUGUUUAACCCUGUAUUAAAUUCUGGUACUUUUGGAAUAGUGCUCGGCGAAAGUAGUCUAAAAAAACGGUGGGGGGGCAUCGUGGUUUCUGCAUUUAGCUAUUGGAUCGGUGGUUUUCACGCGGGUUGGUGUGCGGUCCUGGUUGUCUUUCCUUGUAGGUAUGAUAGCUGUUAUAAAAAUGGGGCUGUUAUGUAGUAUAUAUAUAUACUUUGAGCUCUCCUAGAGUUGCCUCGAUAUAUGACUCGUGUUCACCGGCAUAGUACUUUGUAUACCGGUGGCCACUAGAUUGGGAAGUCUUGGAUGGUUUAGCGUUGUGUAUUGGCCUACCCCCGACCUGGAGGAUUCAAAGAAUGGGAAAUACGGCGUUUACCGACAUGCAGGCGGUAAAGGAUGGAGGGGAUUGAAGCAGAAGGUGGAUCACGUUUGGCAGAAACUCCGGAAAAGCAAUUCAAUAUGCUCCGCGAGUUGGCAUUGAAUUAUGAAUUGUGGGGGUUUAGGGCGUUACUUCCUACGGUACUCGU